UAAAAAAAGAGACACCGCAGAAUACAAUUUUACCGUCGCUGCGCUUCCAUCGUCGCCGGUGAACUGAUAAUUUUUCCGAGAUGGAGGAAGAGAUGACGAAUCGUCGAGUAUCGAAUCGGACUCGUAAGGUUGCUACGAAGAUGGCGGCGGCUCUUACAAGCAAUGACAAUCGUACUCAGGCUGCUAUAGCUCGGCUAGAGGCUUUAGAGAACGACAAUGGUGCUAUUGAAGUGGUAGAUGUGAACGAUGAUGAAGAAGCUUCUCUUGAUGAAGACGAUGAUCUUGGUUACGUACAGAAGAAGCAACACAAAGGAUCAAAGCGUAAAACUCGACAAGCUAAAGCUUUAGAAGCUCGUAGAGCUCCUAAAUCUUUCCUUGAGCUUUUGCAGGAGGCAAAUUUGGAGUCUUUACCGGCGCAUGUUCCGACUUACUUGAAAGCAGCCGUUGGACCUUCGAGCUCGUCUUCUCGUCGCCAUUUCUGCUCGGUUUGUGGUUACAUUGCAGGCUACAAUUGUUGUUUAUGUGGGAUGAGGUUUUGUUCUGUUCGUUGCCAAAACAUUCACAAGGAUACUCGUUGUCAGAAAUUUGUUGCAUAGGAAAGAGUGAAGAUCAAUGUAACAUAAGUUUUCGAAGUGUAUUUGAAAUGUCGAUCAAUCAAUAUCCUUGUUCUGUCUUAAAGUGGAAAUAGCAAAGAGAAGCAGCGCUCUUUCUCUAAAGUGUUAAUAUGAUAAAAUAUCAAACAUGGGACAAUUGCUGCUUGAGUGUUUCCGGUAGCUUUCCCUUAGAUUUACAGUUCUGAAGAAACUCAUGUAGGACUCUCUGUUGCAUUAUGACUGUUUUACGUGCCGUAUCUGCUGUCAUCCACGAUUUCAUUGCCUCAAAGAUGUGAUUUCUAACCUCCAAUUCUUCGCUGGAUGCAAUGAAACUCUCUAGAACCUGUGCUGGUCCUUCUGUUUCGUCUUCAUUUUUCUUUAGAGUUGACAGGAACAACACUUUGUGGAGCAAAGAAGUGUUGCAUUGGAGAAAUACUUGCGCAGGCUAUGUUCACACCCUCCUAUCAGGAACAAUGAUGAGUUGAAAGUGUUUAUUCAGGUGCAAGGGAAUUUGCCGCUACCAAUGAGCACUGAUGUGGCCUCUAGGAUGUUGGAUAUUAUGGUUGUUUGGUGACAGCGGAGCCUCCGCCAGUCUAGUGCAUGAGGUAAUUCAACCUGCCAGAGGAGAUACGGAUUCAAGGAGUUGAGGCAACCAGAUUCUAAUGACUGGGAUGGAACAAACCAUCUUGGUGACCAGUUGUUGAAAACGAUGAAGAAUUUUUGGAAAAGAAGGAAAAGAUGCAUGAUCUUGAGCUUUGAAUUAUCAAUGACUCACCAAGAGGCAGAAUCCCUUGUGAAGGCACAUCAAGACAUGGGGGAAACCAUAGGUGAACUGGGAUUAGCAUUAUUCUGCAGCACAUUACCAUUAAAAGGUUGGAUACGCAGAGAAACUGGGAAAGGGCAAAGGUUGUAGAAGAAACCAGCCAAUACGAUAGAGAGAAGAGAAGACAAACACGUAAAAAGAGUGAGUGAAUGAUUUUCUUUUGGCAGAUAACCAUUAUUUACCAAUUCCAUGUUUGGGACAGGAUCACAUUUCGUAAAAGACUAGUUUCAUA
This is a messenger RNA of Camelina sativa (false flax), 1648 nucleotides long. RefSeq names its product SWR1 complex subunit 6. The record is from RefSeq and is a predicted model, not a curated record. NCBI's taxonomy places the organism in Eukaryota, Viridiplantae, Streptophyta, Magnoliopsida, Brassicales, Brassicaceae. Gene Ontology annotation, biological process: chromatin remodeling.